Maudiozyma barnettii is the source of this 4770-nucleotide messenger RNA. RefSeq names its product E3 ubiquitin-protein ligase IRC20 (gene IRC20). The transcript has a single exon. The record is from RefSeq and is a predicted model, not a curated record. Lineage: Eukaryota; Fungi; Ascomycota; Saccharomycetes; Saccharomycetales; Saccharomycetaceae. Gene Ontology annotation, molecular function: ubiquitin protein ligase activity; ATP binding; ATP-dependent chromatin remodeler activity. The coding region runs from base 1 to 4770 and encodes 1589 amino acids. Gene Ontology annotation, cellular component: nucleus. Gene Ontology annotation, biological process: protein polyubiquitination; DNA damage response.
AUGAGUAAUACUAAUACUGUUGAUAUAUCAUUCUUUGCGAGUGAAACCGAUAUAACCUCUAUAGCUAAUCGUGAUGAGUUAAUUAAUGUGAUAAAUCAGCACCAUUUUUCAAAUGGUGCUGAUUUAUUAACCACGACCACGACGACACCUCCUGUGAAGAGACUGAAAAGAAAUUCUUCUAUUGCUACUAAUGAUAGAACUCCAUCACACAUACGGCUUUCGUCUUGUAGGAUCCGAAUCGAGAAAUUCUACAAAUCAGUUCCACUAUUAGAUAUACCUGUGUUAAUUAAGUAUGAUCCUGAAAUAAAGGAACAGAAAGAAAUGGGCUGUCUUACUAUAUUUAGUCCAGAUUUGAUUCCCUUGUGGUCUAUACGGCAAGAUUUCACUGCUCUCUCCCAAGAUAAGCUUUUAUUGAAAAAUUUAUCAUUAGUUAGUUUGAAUUAUUCUAUUCUUAAGGAUGAACAAAAAUUGAAUACUUUAAGAAAUCAUUUGUCGGACUCCGGAUCUAAUAUUACUUCCAAAGGUUCUAUAUCAAAGAAAUUUAGAUUGAAAUCAUAUAAUAAGAAAAUUAACGAUACAUUAAAGAAUUUAAGACCUAAAAGGAAACAAUUGAAAAAUAUCAUUAUUAAAAAUAGUAAAAUUAAAUAUGAUACACUUUCAUUUGAUAUUUUCCUUGAAUUUCAUAAAAAUUCUUUUAAUAAAUUUACAUCUGAAACAGGAUCGUACUUAGAUUUAUUAUUCUCUACUAAUGAUCAAUCCUCAAUACUACAUCAUAUUAUAAACUCACCUUUUAUUGAGAGACACUUCAUUACACAGACUAUAAAUUAUACCAAAACCCAUUUAACUGACAAAUUUGAUACAAAUUCAUUCAAAACGAUACCAAAUUUAAACGUUAAUCUUUUGCCAUUUCAAAGACAAAGUUUACAUUGGUUACUAUCAAAAGAAGGUUAUAAAAUGACUACAGAUACACCCCACGACGUCAUUAUCCCCUCGGAUUCAGAUUUAUUACUAUUUCUUAACGAAUCUAUUUGUUAUGGGUAUGAAGUCAUGAACUCUGAUAAAUCAAUACAUUAUUUUUGGAAUAAAUUUACGAACUAUAUUCUGGACUCAGAUUCUGCAAGAGAAAUGUAUGUAAAUCAUUAUUACCUCUCGAACAACAAAAACCAAAAACAUGCAAAGGGAUUAUUAUGUGAAGAAAUGGGGUUGGGGAAGACCAUUGAAAUACUUUCAUUAAUCCUUUUAAAUAAACGUCAAUUAACCCAAACAGAAUAUGAUUCUUCUAAUUCCUUAAUUUCGUAUACUAAUGAACUAGGAAAAACCGUUCUAAAGACAAAGACAACUCUAAUUAUAUGUCCAAAUCCGCUAUUGCAACAAUGGAUUAACGAAAUUAUGCAACACACAAAUAAAGAUUCUGUAUCAGUAUUCCAUUACCAAGGUUAUAAUAACGUUAAGCAGACCUUCAACACGGAUAAUAUCAAUGAAAUUGUCCGCAAGUUAUCUCAAUUUGAUGUUAUCAUUACAACUUACAAUGUAAUCAACAUGGAAAUACAUUACACUCAAUACAAUGCAAAUCAAAGAUCAAGAAGAAAUAAUAAUAAUGCCCCAAGGUAUGAUUAUUCGUCUCCAUUGUCCUUAAUGCAAUUUUUCCGAAUUAUUUUAGAUGAGGUCCAAAUGUUGAAAAGUGAUAAUACUCAAGCUGCAAAAUGUACUUCAUUACUGGAUAGAAUCCAUACGUGGGGUGUAUCAGGUACACCAAUACAAAACGUUAAAGAUACUCAAACAGUGUUAUCAUACUUAAAGAUUCGUCCAUUUUGUGAUAUACCUGAUAUUGUAUCUAAUUUAAAUACUAACAUUUUAGAGAAUGUUAAAGACCACAAAACUGAAAUCGAUGUUGCGCCAAACAAAGGAACGAUAUUGAAAAGUGGUAUACACUUUUCAAUAAAUGAACUUUUGAACAUUUUCUUAAAAUAUGAUAUUUGUAUUAGACAUAUAAAAGAAGAUGUAAUUGACCAGAUUCACAUUCCAAAACAAACCAAAUACCUUAUUCCAUUAGAAUUUAAUCCUGUCGAAUGGGAUAAUUAUAUUAAUACUUGGAAUGAAUUUUUGUUUAUUUCAGGGUUUGGUCCAAGAGGUCAAAACAAGUCUCGAAUCCCCCCGGCACAAUUAAAUCAAUGGCUAAUAAAACUAAGAUACCUAUGUUGUCAUGCAGUUAUUCCUGAGAAUAUUUUGAGUAUUUUUGAAGGACGAGCACAUCAUCGAGGGUUUAAGAAGAAUCAAUUGAAGAAUUCAAAACUCGGACAAUUAGAUACCCAAAUUACAUCUGUUCAUAAUAUUAGUGAUAUUCUCGAAUUGAUGACGAUUAAUGCUACAGAAUUACUGGACACUUUACAUAGAGAGAACAUUCAGUUACAUCUCAAAGCAGCACAAGCUAAGAUGGAAUUGCAGAAUAUGCCUAAUGAAGCUAUUGAUAUAUUUUCCAUUAUUAUAAAUGAGAUCAAAGAUGAUUUAUGGAAAAAGUUUAAUAUUAGAGACCCAUUUAAUAUAAAUCAAACCAACGAUAAAUCUCUUCCACAGGGUAAAGACAAAGUUGACGAUGCAAUUGAUAUUAUUGUAACGGAAGAUGAGGUUAUCUCUUCUAAGAUCCAAAUCAGAGCAUACAUAGAUCUACUACACCAAUGUUUCUUUUUUAUUGGUACAGCAUAUUAUUUUUUAGGUUCAAAGAAGUUAGAAGAAAUUGAUGACAUGAAUGAAAAGAUAAAUCUGUUAAACGAGAAAGAAGGAUCGCAUUCUCGUGAGCGUAAAGAGUAUAAUGAUGUUUAUUCCGCUCAAGAAAUGAAUACUAUUCAUAAACACCAAUUACAAGAACAAAUGUAUUAUGAACAUGCAGAAAAAUUGAGGAGGCAAAUGUUAAAGGAAAGGUCUGAGAAAGUUGAUGAAACGAUACAAGAAGUAGAUGACUAUCUUUACAAGAAACAAAAGAAUGGUAGGUCGCUGACUAAACUCCAAGUGAUUGAAUAUGAGGACGAUAAAAAUUUUGCUUCAAAUUUCCUUACUCAAAAAUUGUUCAAGUCCCUCGGAACUUCCGUAGCAUCUUUAAACAACCAAGCAAAACAGUUCAACGAGUUCAUGAGAGAAGUGAUUAAAAUUUUACACAGACCAAUUUCAAAGGAAUAUACAGAAGCAAAUGAGGAAGAGAAAGCUGAGGAAUACGGAAGUUCUAUAGAUAAUCAAGAUAAAAUAUAUGCAUAUCUACAUUGUCUGGAAGAAGUAUUGAAAAAUAGGGAUAUUGUUAUUAAUUCUGAAGACGAUGUCAUUAAAUUAAAUGCCAAAACUUUGGUUGAUAUCGAUCCCAAUUAUUCUGAGUUCCACAUUAAACUAAUAAAGAAAUUGAAUUUAAUAAAGGAGGGUGUAUCUUUGAACUCUAUUUUUAACGAAUUGAAGAAUUCAAAGAUAGUACGCGGUUCAUUGACUACUGUCACUACAAGUAACAGUUUUGAAGAUCAUUUAUUAAGUUACGAAGGUGAGAUAAAAAGAAUAAAAAAUGAGAACAAAGCAAUUAGAGAAUCAAUUAAAAAACUAAAUGUUAUCUACAAUAGUAAAAUUGAAUACUUUACUCAACUUCAAAGAAUAUCAGAUUCCUUGGUAUCAUUGAUUCAGUUAGAACCACACGUAAGGAAUAUUAUCGUUAAAGAAGUCAAGACUCACAAAAGAUAUGACGCAAAUGUCAAUAAAAUUAAUCAAACAAAAUCUAGAGUAAAUUACUUAAAGAAUUUAAGGAAAUUGAAAGAAUUAAUUGACCAAAACAAGUCAUUUACCUGUUCUAUUUGUCUUGGUGUCAUAUAUCUGGGCUCUAUUAUGAAGUGUGGUCAUUUCUUUUGCAAGAGCUGUAUUCAUAAUUGGUUGAAAAACCAUAAGACUUGCCCAAUUUGCAAAGAAACAACAGAUAUUUCCGAGGUUUAUAAUUUUAAAUUUAAAAAUGAAGAACAGCAUAAGGUUAAUUCGUCAAAUAGUGAACUAAGUGUAGCCUCUGAUCAAAAUAUAGUUAGUGUCACAACUGGAAUAGUUAAUCCAACUAGUACAUAUAGCGACGAAUUAUUUUCACUUAGUGAUAAGUACUCGAACUUUCCACAGAUGAAUGAAGUUCAUAAAAUAAAAAUUAAGGAAAGCUUCGGAGCCAAGAUUGAUUUUGUAAUAAAAUUAAUUCUAUUUUUGAAAUUACGUGAUCAGUCUGAAAAUAAAAUACCUCCACAAAUUCUACUUUACUCGCAGAAUAUUGAAUUUUUGAAGAUAAUAACCCAUAUCUUAACUUUGAAUAAUAUAUUAUUUUUAGAAGGUUUUCAAAAUAAAAAAACUAUUAGUAAUACUAUAGAUAAGUUUAAGAAUGAUUCAACUAUUACUUGUCUAUUACUAAAUGUGCGUACAUUAGGUACAGGAUUGAAUUUAAUGAAUGCAAAACAUAUUUUCCUGUUAGAUCCAAUUAUAAAUCACGGUGAUGAAUUACAGGCAACCAGUCGUAACAACAGAAUUGGUCAAACGGAGGAAACUUUUGUGUGGAAUUUUAUGAUGAUGGACUCGGUUGAGGAGAACAUUAUAUUAUAUAAACAUGACUUAGAGCAUGAUAAAUUAAGAGGGCGGAAAAGUGACUCUAAAGAGGCAGAAGAAUCGAUUGAUGACUCUGAUAAUGAUGGUGCCAAUUAUGAGAUCAAUGCGGACUCUACUGAGAUGGUUGCCGAGAAACAUAUUUGGCACUGUCUUUUUAGACCAGAAUAA